Messenger RNA from Lates calcarifer (barramundi perch), 2117 nucleotides. RefSeq names its product homeobox B6a (gene hoxb6a). Gene Ontology annotation, biological process: regulation of transcription by RNA polymerase II; anterior/posterior pattern specification. Gene Ontology annotation, cellular component: nucleus. Bases 211 to 1074 code for a protein of 287 amino acids. Lineage: Eukaryota; Metazoa; Chordata; Actinopteri; Centropomidae. Gene Ontology annotation, molecular function: DNA-binding transcription factor activity, RNA polymerase II-specific; RNA polymerase II cis-regulatory region sequence-specific DNA binding. The transcript is spliced from 2 exons. The record is from RefSeq and is a predicted model, not a curated record.
UCAUAAAGUGCAGGCAGGGGAAGGCAGAGGUAGGAGGACGGGAGGGAGAACCGUUAGCCGUUAGCCGUUAGCCUCCUUCUACUCCUCCUUCUUCUUCAUCGCGUGAACGUUGUUGUUGUGUUUGUUUCGUGCCCUCCUGUCCUCCCCUCUCCUCUUCUCCUCUCCUCUUCUCCUCUUCUCGUCUUUUUCCUCGUCUCAUACUUUCUCCCGAUGAGUUCCUAUUUUGUCAACUCCUCUUUCCCGGUGACGCUACCGGGAACGGGUGGAGGUGGCCAGGCGGCAGAGUCGUUCCUGGGUCAGAUCCCGCUCUACUCGUCGGGAUACGCCGCCGACCACCCGCUCAGGCACUACCCGGGGGCAGCAGCCGUUACCGCUGCCGCGGCUGUGGCAUACGGCGCGAGCGGUGGCGGCGUGCACCAGGACAAAUCGUACCCGGCGUCCACCUACUAUCAGCAGGCGGCCAACGGAGCGUACGGCGGGCACCGGGCCGCGGCGGCGGCGGCAGCAGCGGGGGUCGGUGUAGGAGGUGGAACCGGAGCCGGUGCCUGCGACUACGCCACGGCAGCGGCGGCGGCGGCGGCUGCAGCGGCGGCCACGACUUUCUACCGGGACAAGGAGCACCCGUGCAGCCUAGAGGAACACCAGCUCGCGCUGAGCCAGGAUGGCAUGCACCGUAAAGCGGAAUGCGCGGGGCUGAGUGGGAAGGGGCUGUUCGGUGAAACUAUGGACGACAAGCAAGCGGCGUCAGCCCCCAUUUAUCCGUGGAUGCAGCGGAUGAACGCGUGCAACGGAACUUUCGGUAGCCCCGGGAGGCGCGGCCGGCAGACGUACACGCGCUACCAGACCCUCGAGCUGGAGAAGGAGUUCCACUUCAACCGGUACCUCACGCGGCGGCGGCGGAUCGAGAUCGCGCACGCGCUCUGCCUCACGGAGCGGCAGAUCAAGAUCUGGUUCCAGAACCGGAGGAUGAAGUGGAAGAAGGAGAACAAGCUGAUCAACUCCUCUUCUUCCUCAUCCUCCUCCUCUUCCUCCACGGUGAACGGUGCAGAGGAAGAGGAGAAACGGACGGACUGAGAGAGGAGGGAAAAACAGAAAUAAACUGAUGUAAGAAACAUAAAAGAGGAAGAGGAGGAUGGAUGAAAAGACAAGCUGGUUAAUCCCUCCCUGUCCCUGUCCCUGUUCCUACAGACGUUUGUCUGCUGUGAAAACUCUGGGAAAAGUAGCCUUUUCUUUUUUUUUACCUGAGGAGGGAUGAGGAGAGAAAGAGGGAGCAUAGAAUUCUUUUUGAUCCCUCUUAUAUCGCUACCUACCUAAAAAAAAUUAUAUCCAACUACAGGCUGUAUUUGCCUCUGUCUGGUCUGAAAAUUAGGGGAAAAUGUGUGACAGACUCUUUAGAAGGAACCGCAGAGGAGAGAGCAGAUGGUUUGAAGAAACGGGGUGAAAAAAAGAGAAAUAGCAACAUAGAAAGGGGCUGAUGCAGUCUGUGGCAUUGUGUUUAAAAAAUACAGUAAAUAAGUAACCUAACGGAGACGACCUGUUUAAGACACAAUUUCUUGUUGCAUUCCAAUAAAACCUCCUAACUUCUUAUUGUACUUAUUUUCGUUCAAAUGUAGCUACUUCCUAUCUGUCAGGCACUUGCUUUGAAGCUUAAGAACUCGACUUCGGGUUACCCCCUCCUCACCCCCACCCCCAACCAAAAUUUAUUUUAUUUUAUUUCUAAACGUGUUGUGUGUAUCAUACUUUCAAUUAUACGUGCAAACGAGUUCAUACACACAGCGACGGAGCGAGGAGGAGCUCUCUGAGAAGUGUAUGUAUAUCAUACGGUGUUCAUAUUUAAACUGUAUAGAAAUAAGCAAAGGAAAAAUCACCGUGUAGGGUGAAAAUAAUGGAAUUGCGGGUGGGGGUAAUUUAACCUUUCGAGCUGUUUUACUUUUCCAGUGUAGACAGGGCGUGAGGGAGGGGGUGUUAACCUACUGAUGUUAUUCGCCAAACUACCUAAAUCGUUCAGGAAAGUGUAUAUUUUAUGGAUUUUUACAUUGUUUGUUUAUGUUAGUGUUUUUGUCAAGUAAUUACGUAUACUACCUAUGGGAAAUGUUCAAUAAAAUGUUAAGAAAUGA